Messenger RNA from Clarias gariepinus (North African catfish), 439 nucleotides. It is a transcript of the gene cox7a1, whose product is annotated as cytochrome c oxidase subunit 7A2, mitochondrial. Gene Ontology annotation, biological process: mitochondrial respirasome assembly; regulation of oxidative phosphorylation; mitochondrial electron transport, cytochrome c to oxygen. Bases 88 to 336 code for a protein of 82 amino acids. Lineage: Eukaryota; Metazoa; Chordata; Actinopteri; Siluriformes; Clariidae. The record is from RefSeq and is a predicted model, not a curated record. The transcript has 4 exons.
GUGUGUGUGUGUGUGUGUGUAUGUGUACAUCCUUGUAUGGCCCCACGCUAGACAAGCAGCAGGACGCUUCGCAGAGAUCACUCGGACAUGAGACACUUACUGAGCCUUCAACGGGUGGCCACCAGGGCCUUCAAUACAACAGCCAAGCAGAUGAAGAACAGGGUUCCAGAGAAGCAGAAGAUUUUCCAGGCGGACAAUGGUUUGCCAGUCCAUAUCAAAGGGGGAACCACUGAUAUGCUCCUCUACCGCAUAACCAUGACCCUCACUGUUGUUGGUACUGGACUUUCCUUUUACUGGCUUCUGGUGGCUGCGAUGCCCAGAAGAAAAUCAGAAUAAGGAAAGAAAAAAAAAAAGAGGAUCUGAGAGAACUAUUCAUGUGUCAUAUGAAUUCAAUUAAAAUGUUGUACAGACAAUUCUGAUUAAAGAAAAUCCUGAUGUA